AUGUUCAGCUGGCUGUGCAGAGAAAUUUUAUUUCCCACCAGGCAGUGUAUACCAGUGUGGACCGGACUGAUGACUUUUCUUCCGCAGAUUGAGCAGCUCGAUGUGGUGCUGUACCCAUCGGACAAGGACUACGCGGCUUUCCGCGAGGCUGUUUACGUGUUGCUGUCGCACGACGGCACGUUCCAAAUCGGCUACCUUCUGCCGAUUGUUGUUGAAAAGCUGGCAACCACCAAACUGGUCACCGUGGAUACAACAGCACGUACUGUCCAAUUGGCACAGGAACUCACAACUCUGGAACAACGAAACACUGCAUUGAACGAGCUGGCCUCCUACUGGCGCAAAAAGGAUUACUUUUCCACCCUCCGUGGCUGGAGAGACGAGCUGUAUACCAUCUAUUCGCCGGAUAAACAGCCGUACAUUCUGCUUGAGAGAGCAGCGUGCCCGCUACUGGGAGUCGUAAUGUACGGCGUGCAUAUUAAUGGCUACGUCAAGACCGCAGGCGAGGUCAAACUCUGGAUCCCUCGUAGAUCCGCUACCAAACAAACGUUCCCCGGUAUGCUGGACAAUACGGUCGCUGGUGGGCUCGGGUACCCGCACGGGCCGUUUGAGACGUGUGUGAAGGAGUGCUACGAAGAAGCCGGGUUGCCAGAGGAGUUUGUCAGACAGAACCUGAAACCAGCAGGCCAGGUGUCGUAUUUCUACCAGGCAGAGGCUGGUAACUACUCGUCGGAGGCUGGGCUGUUGCAACCGGAAUUACAGUACGUGUACGAUUUGGAGAUGUCAGCAGAGCUGGUGCCCAAACCGGUGGAUAAUGAAGCAGAAGACUUUCAGUUGCUAGAUAUCCCGCAAGUCUGUGAACUAAUCAGAGCUGGAAAGUUCAAGCCAAACUGUGCAGGGGUGAUUGUUGAUUUUUUGAUGAGACAUGGCUACCUGACGGCAGAAAACGAACAGAACAUGGACACCAUCCACGCAAAAUUGCAUAGAAAGCUACCAUUCCCUAUCCGUUGA
Messenger RNA from Ogataea philodendri, 1008 nucleotides. RefSeq lists its product as uncharacterized. Gene Ontology annotation, molecular function: 8-oxo-dGDP phosphatase activity. The record is from RefSeq and is a predicted model, not a curated record. The coding region runs from base 1 to 1008 and encodes 335 amino acids. Lineage: Eukaryota; Fungi; Ascomycota; Pichiomycetes; Pichiales; Pichiaceae. The transcript has a single exon.